Molecule: messenger RNA, 780 nt
Organism: Erigeron canadensis
Lineage: Eukaryota; Viridiplantae; Streptophyta; Magnoliopsida; Asterales; Asteraceae
Product: protein SPIRAL1-like 2
Exons: 3
Coding region: 142-489 (115 amino acids)
Biological process (GO): cortical microtubule organization
Cellular component (GO): cortical microtubule, transverse to long axis
Source: RefSeq, a predicted model, not a curated record
AAACGUUCCUCAUUUCUUCUUCUUUUGCUAUAAAAACCUGUUUUAGCCUCUUUCUCUCUCCCUCUCUCAAGCCUAGAUUUCUCUCUCUGUACCGACACCACUCCAAGAAUUCUUAUUUUUGGUCACUAAACAAGCAAAAGUAUGAAUCGAGGAGUGAGCAGUGGUGGAGGGCAGAGUUCUUUGAGUUACUUGUUUGGUGGCGGUGACGCCCCAAAACCGGCCCCAAAGGCUACUACACAAGCUGCUCCAUGUGAAGCUCCUCCAGCAGCGAACAAUGUGCCAGCUGCAAAACGCGAUCCUGUUUCUCCCCCGGUAGAUGUUACCAAACAGAUUCCUGCUGGUAUCAAUAGUAAUCCCUCCAACAAUUACUUCAGGGCCGAUGGUCAGAACACCGGCAACUUUAUUACGGGACGACCCUCGACUAAGGUUCACAGUGCACCUGGUGGUGGAUCCUCUCUUGGAUACCUCUUCGGCGAUGGUAGCAAGUGAAAUGUGUGCUCUAGUGAUUUAAGCUCAAUGGUCUCAACUGCUAUUUGAGUUUGUAACCACAAAGAUAAAAUCCAUGUUAUAGAAAUGAUGAGAACUUAGCUUCAUUAUGACAUGUUAUCUAUUUUGUUUAAACCAACUUUCACUUUCAUGAAUCAGCCAGCACCAGGCUAUAUGAGGUGAAUCUGUUCUCUUUUCCUUUUUUUGUUACAAAGUUUGUGGAAAAAUGAUCAGUUGGGUUAAAUUGUCAGUUUUACACCGGAUUAUUGGAUACUUUUAGCGUUUUAUUGUUCA